Amphimedon queenslandica is the source of this 809-nucleotide messenger RNA. Its product is annotated as activating signal cointegrator 1-like. The coding region runs from base 58 to 717 and encodes 219 amino acids. NCBI's taxonomy places the organism in Eukaryota, Metazoa, Porifera, Demospongiae, Haplosclerida, Niphatidae. The transcript has 8 exons. The record is from RefSeq and is a predicted model, not a curated record.
AUUGAUUUUGCUGGUCGGAGGAUAAUAGAAGAUGAACCAAUCAUAAAUGAUGAAAAAAUGGAAGAAGAUGCCGAUGCCAUUACUUCAGGUUCUCCUUCAAAAAGACGUGAGGUUUAUGAAGACUCUCACUCCUUCCUUUGUAACCCAAUGGUACCUGUCAGUCCACCUAAAUAUUUGGGUGCCAAGAAGAGGAAAGGAGGAGGAGGAGGGAAGGAGAGAGACUCAGUUGUACCAAUGCCUCGUCUGCAAGAUCCAAACUUAAUGGAAAUGACUGACAAAGGUGUAUGUCUAAGUAUGCAUCAACCUUGGGCUUCUCUACUAGUCUGUGGAAUUAAAAGACAUGAGGGUAGAUCAUGGUAUACCUCUCAUCGCGGUAAGCUAUGGAUCGCUUCAACAGCUAAAGAACCCGAUCCAGCCGUCAUCAAAGACCUUGAGAGUUUCUAUAAAGACUAUUAUGAAGAUUCAGGAGAAAUUACAUUUCCAAGCUCAUAUCCAUCUGGUUGUUUAUUAGGGUGUGUUGAAGUCAGUGACUGUUUGAAUAGAGAUGAAUACACUGAUAAGUAUCCAAACGGUGAGAGUGAGUCUCAGUUUGUGUUUAUAUGUCACUCGCCUCAAGAGCUGUUGAUCAAACAACCAAUCAAAGGGAAGCAUAAAUUAUGGAGACUACCAAGAGAUGUACAUAAUGCAGCUAAAAGAACACUUAACUACAGUUCAUAAUAACAAAGGCGUGUUUUUUGUACAUCAAUUCUGUUCAUUUAUCUGCAUGGAUCAAUUUUCUAUUAUAUCUAGCUAAUUAUAGCUCAAAUUCA